AUGUACCGAUGUCUACAAAGCUGUCUUCCUAAGGUUCAUCAUGAAUUCACGUCCUGGAGGCAUUUGUCUGCUGUGCAGUCGAAGAUCUCGAAAUUUGAGUCUAUACUUGGGAAGGAAGCCGUUUCUACAAAGGAGGCAAUAAGAAUGCAAUACGCGAGAGAUGAAGGUCAUCUAUUGCCUCAUCCUCCUACAGUUGUACUUUUACCAAAAACAGUUGAGCAGGUGUCAGCAAUCUUACGUGUGUGUAAUGAAGAGAUCAUCCCCGUUGUUCCAUACGGGACUGGCACUGGACUGGAAGGAGGUAGCGUAUCAUUAGAGGACUGUGUCUGCCUUUCCACUACUGCGAUUGAAGGAGGCAUCUGUGAACUCAACGAAGCAGACUUUGACGUCAGUGUACGUCCUUCGGUUACCAGAAAAGAACUGAAUGCUUUUAUUCGAGAUACCGGUCUCUUUUUUCCAGUAGAUCCUGGAGCUGAUGCCUCUCUGUGCGGAAUGGUAGCUACCUCAGCAAGUGGUACCAACGCUGUGCGAUACGGUACCAUGAAAGAGAAUGUCCGGAAUCUUGAAGUUGUACUUGCCGACGGUUCCAUUGUACAUACUAGAGGAGAACGUGGACGGCCUCGAAAAUCAGCAGCCGGGUACGACUUGACUGGACUAUUCACCGGGUCUGAAGGAACUCUCGGUAUCAUAACAAAAGCUGUUCUUAGGUUACAUCCUCGACCGCAAGCCCAAUCCGUAGCACUCUGUCACUUUCCCACUGUAGCCGAUGCUGUGAACUCAGUUGUAGAGACAAUGCAAAUGGCUGUCCCGAUAGCAAGAAUAGAAUUCCUCGACGAGGUACAAGUUGCUGCCUGCAAUAAGUACAGUCAUAUAGAACUGCAGGAGCAACCAACCCUUGCUCUCGAGUUCCAUGGUCAGACUGUGGCUGAAGUCGAGCAGCAAGCAAAAACUGUCGGAGAAAUCUGCACUAGCAAUAAUGGCUCUGCCUUUCAAUGGGCUACCGAACCUGAGCAAAUGGACAAGUUGUGGACAGCUCGUCAUCAUGCGUACUACGCUGCCGUAGCUAUGAGGACUGGGGCUGCUGGGUUUAUAACAGACGUUUGCGUGCCCAUAUCAAAGCUUGCUGAGACUAUCGUACAAACAAGAAAUGAUCUCGAUGCAACUGGUCUCAAAGGAGCUAUUGUCGGCCAUGUUGGUGACGGAAAUUUCCAUGUGACAAUUCCUGUAUUUGAAGAGAAUGAAGAAGAAAUGAAGAUGGUGCAUGCAUUCUCGGACAGAUUAGUUCGCCGCGCUUUGUCUGUGGGUGGUACAUGUACUGGUGAACACGGCAUUGGAGUGGGCAAGAUCCACUACCUCGAAGAGGAAUUUGGAGCUGCUGGACUACAAACCAUGAAAAUGAUCAAAAAAGCGCUUGAUCCGAAUAACAUCCUGAAUCCUGGGAAAAUCUUCGCAUGAAGCUUUUAUUUUCUGGUUUAGAUUCUUUCAAGUUUAGAUAUGAGUGCUCAGCCGUCAAAAUAUUAAUAGUCGCAUAAUAAUUCUUAGCACGACCCAGAUUGAUGAAUAACUUCCUUGCAGGAAACUUGACCGUUCUGUGAUGAUAUUUUGCUCAUAGGUCACUUUGUUAAUCAUUCUGUCCUACUAACAUUCUAAAUGCUUCUCACUCUUCAGGUAUUAUUUGUAUCCUUUCCGAUUGUUUCAGGAAAAAAGUAUCUACAUGGAACAACAUGUGCCUUUCUAAUGUGUUUAUGUACAUAAAAUACAUAAAUGUGAG
Cylicocyclus nassatus is the source of this 1771-nucleotide messenger RNA. The record is from the annotation of a GenBank genome assembly. NCBI's taxonomy places the organism in Eukaryota, Metazoa, Nematoda, Chromadorea, Rhabditida, Strongylidae.